AUGACACCACUAGACCCGUCGCUCGUGUUCCAGUUCCCUGCGGUCCGCUCACUCAUCCUCCGCGGACCCUGUGUCCUCCUGGGGGUACUUGAGUUCUUGCCCAAUCUCGACAUGCUCUCCUUCCUACCCUCUCCUUCUUUCGGGUACGGCCGUCCUACCCCUUAUACGCCUUUGCCUAUCAAGUCCAGGAUAUCGUCUCGCUCAUUCUCUUCGGCAUCCAACUCGUCGUCGGUGUCGAGGUCAUCGUUGUUCCUGGAGCUGUCACAGAUCCUGCAGGACAAGUGCCCUCACAUCACUCGUCUUGUACUGACAGAACCCUCGAUCAUGGCCGACUUGGCGACAGUGGGACAGUUACCUACCUUGUUGCAUACCAUGCCUGCGCGGUUGGUCCACGUCGAGUGGUCGCUGCGCGGUCGUAGUGGCGAGAUCGAGAGGGAGGUUAUCCAGGCGCUGGUUCUGCGUUUAGAGUUGGAGGAGUUGUCCGGUGCCGGCGCUAUGGAUGCGGAUGAGGAGAUCGUUAUGGAGAUGUUCGUCAAGAGUAUGUUCAUUGGAUCGCAGGCCUCUGUGCCUGUGGAUGUUGAUGUGGAGGAUGAGGUGGAGAUGAGUGAGGUCUCGUCGGGAGUAGGAGAGUUGCCACGAGACGAGUCUUGCGUCAGCUCCACUGUCUCCCUCGUCUUCAUUGUCGUCUUGGACUACCGGGUCUGCAUCCUUCGGCCAUCAAUCUCCUUCUACUACGUCUACAGAAUCUACGUCUUUGAGUGGAUCGGUGCAGGAUGUGGGGCAGAGUCAGAGACGGGAAGAGAAGCAGCAGAGGGUUCUGGGACAGGCGUUCGCUAUGACAGAUCCCCCUUUGUCUUUGGCGUCCGCCUCUGCCGUUUCGACGGCUUCGACGGUUUCUUCGUCCGCGAGUGCCAAGGCAGGAGACUCCUAUUUCUCCCCUCCAACCCUCACCACCAGUACCCUUUCCUCUUCUUGCUCAUACACCACCACCACCACCUCCUCCUCCGCAUCAACACCAUCCGUCUCCACACCCACACCCUCCUCAAACCAGAGCCAGGACCAGAGGAGUGA
Molecule: messenger RNA, 1071 nt
Organism: Linnemannia hyalina
Lineage: Eukaryota; Fungi; Mortierellomycota; Mortierellomycetes; Mortierellales; Mortierellaceae
Source: the annotation of a GenBank genome assembly